AAUAUUUUAAUCACUUUUUGCCUGAAAAUUGGUCAACAUUUGUUGAGUAGAGAAGCAAUUUCACAAUUUUUUCCGUUCCAUCAAUUCGCUUGCAUCAUAAUUCAAUAAAUUUUGUCGUUUCUAAUUCAACACCUGUCGAAGAAAUCGAUUUCAUCCAUCCGCACAAGCAACUAUAAUUUCAUAAAUUGAAGAAAAUCCAAUUCAUUCUUCAUUUCAAUUCAAAUCAAGAUGCAGAGAACAAGACGCAGAUGCGAGGGCACAUCCAUGGGAUCCAUCGUAUUGGAUCUCCGCCCCGGCCUCGGCAUCGGUCCUUUUUCCCUUGGAAUGCCCAUAUUGGAAGCCUUUGCCCAAGUAGAGCAACAGCGAAACAUCUAUGACGUUGUUCAUAUCAAGUACUAUGAUGAGGAUCCUUUGAGACUUGACAUUGUUAUUAGCUUCCCCGAUCAUGGUUUUCAUCUUAGAUUUGAUCCUUGGUCACAGAGGCUUCGUCUUGUUGAAAUUUUUGAUGUCAAACGGCUCCAAAUGCGUUAUGCCACUUCACUGAUCGGUGGACCAUCUACUCUGGCCACUUUUGUAGCUGUCUAUGAGUGCUUUGGGCCAACCUAUCCUGGAAUUUACGACAGAGAAAGAGGAAUAUACACACUGUUUUAUCCAGGCUUAUCCUUCGCAUUCCCAAUCCCCUCGCAAUAUGCAGAGUGCUGUUUUGACCGAGAAGCCGAACUUCCCUUGGAGUUUCCCGAUGGCACAACUCCUGUUACUUGCCGUGUCUCAAUAUAUGAUUCUUCAACCGACAGUAAGGUCGGCGUAGGAUCUUCCAUGGACAAGGCCCGUGCUCCUCCGUUGCCUGCUGGCAGUCUCUACAUGGAAGAAGUGCAAGUAAAGCUCGGAGAAGAAUUGUGGUUUACUGUUGGGGCCCAGCAUAUCCCUUUCGGUGCAUCCCCACAGGAUGUGUGGACUGAACUUGGGCGCCCUGGUGGAAUUCAUCAAAAACAGGUGGACCAAAUGGGAAUUCAUUCUGCAUCAGAUCCUCGGCCACGAACCACUCUCUGUGGUGAUUACUUCUAUAAUUACUUCAGCCGUGGCUUGGACAUAUUAUUCGAUGGGCAGACACAUAAAAUCAAGAAAUUUGUUCUGCACACGAACUAUCCUGGACAUGCGGAUUUUAAUUCAUACAUGAAGUGCAACUUCAUAAUAUACUGCUCUAACUUUGGUGGGUCGUUUCAUAAUGAUGUGAAUGGCUCUAAAAACGCCAUUACUUCUAGCACAAAAUGGGAGCAAGUUAAGGAGAUUCUUGGGGAUUGUGGUCGAGCUGCUAUCCAAACUCAUGGCUCUACAAGCAAUCCUUUCGGAUCUACUUUUGUAUACGGUUACCCAAAUGUUGCCUUUGAGGUCAUGAAGAAUGGUUACAUUGCAACUGUAACUCUGUUCCAGUCAUGAUGUUUUAUAGUUGGUAACCAGGAUGGUGAAUGGUAACUUCAAGGGUCGUACUUCAAUGAGAUGAUUAAGUUCCUCUGCACUAUAAACAGUUCUCUACGUUUUGUUACGAAGGCUGUUUCUUGUUAUUUUCAUGAUUCCAUUGUAAGGGCGGUGUUUAUUAUUCUAAAAACAAUAAACAUGGGAUGAUCUAAAUAAGCCUUUUUUUGGCUGGAGUGGGCUGUUUGUGUAUAGGCACUGGUAGUUGAAUGAACAUUCUUGUCACGACUUCAUGAUAGGAAGUGUUCCUGUAUGUUUACCGUUACGAUUGUAAAGUUGUGUAUAAUUUUCGAAAAUGUGAUUAUGUACAGUAAAACUGAUACGGCAUGCUGUGGUUUGAAAUGCCAUCUUUGCUUUCUUUGAUUGUUA
Messenger RNA from Olea europaea var. sylvestris, 1842 nucleotides. Its product is annotated as UPF0183 protein At3g51130. Bases 229 to 1437 code for a protein of 402 amino acids. NCBI's taxonomy places the organism in Eukaryota, Viridiplantae, Streptophyta, Magnoliopsida, Lamiales, Oleaceae. The transcript is spliced from 15 exons. The record is from RefSeq and is a predicted model, not a curated record.